Molecule: messenger RNA, 2630 nt
Organism: Somion occarium
Lineage: Eukaryota; Fungi; Basidiomycota; Agaricomycetes; Polyporales; Cerrenaceae
Source: the annotation of a GenBank genome assembly
AUCCUUCUCUCUUCUCUGCUUUCAUCUGCUCUCGCUUGUACUUACUCUACUUUACUUGCUUGGGUUCCCUUUUCUUCUGCUCUGCUUGCGAAGUCUACUGCGCUCUUGCUGCCAUCAUUUGACCUGUACUGAACAGACUGCUGUAAAACUCGACCUACUUCAUCUUUGCUUAGGUUAUCCUAAGUGAACAUUCAGUAGUAUUACUAUGCAAGACGGGAGGGCACCUCGGAUCAAGAACCGAGCUCCAGCGGCGAUCCAGGUCACCGCGGAGCAACUACUACGAGAUGCUCAAGAGCGUCAAGAAUCUCAAUUCCGAGCACCGAAGCAAAGGGUAGAGGACUUUGAGGAACUCCAUGAAUAUCGCGGUCGCAAGCGAGAAGAGUUCGAGAAACGUAUUAGACAAACAAGGGGUAGUAUCAAGGAGUGGUUGCAGUAUGCGAACUGGGAGGCUAGUCAGGGUGAAUAUGCUCGCUCACGUUCCGUAUUCGAGCGUGCACUGGAUGUCGACCCUCGCAGCAUCCAACUAUGGCUCAGUUACACCGAAAUGGAACUGAAGGGACGCAAUGUCCAGCAUUCACGUAAUCUCUUUGAUCGAGCUGUUACACUUCUUCCUCGGGUGGAUCAACUCUGGUACAAGUACGUCUACCUUGAAGAGCUGCUCCAAAAUGUUCCAGGUGCCCGCCAAGUGUUCGAACGAUGGAUGCAGUGGGAACCGGAUGACAAGGCAUGGCAGGCCUACAUCAAGAUGGAGCAAAGAUACAACGAGCUGGAUCGAGCGAGUGCUAUCUAUGAACGAUGGGUUGCCAUUCGACCAGAGCCGCGUGUAUGGGUCAAAUGGGGCAAGUUUGAGGAGGAGAGGGGAAAGCUUGACAAAGCAAGAGAAGUUUUCCAAACAGCUUUAGGAUUCUUUGGAGAUGAUGAAGAGCAGAUUGAGAAGGCACAGGCGGUCUUUAGUGCUUUUGCAAAAAUGGAAACGAGGCUGAAAGAGUAUGAACGAGCUCGAGUAAUCUACAAGUUUGCCCUGUCUAAACUUCCGCGCACUAAAUCGGCCUCACUCUAUACUGCGUAUACAAAGUUCGAGAAACAACAUGGAACCCGAUCAACUCUGGAAAACACAGUUCUCGGUAAACGACGUAUUCAGUACGAAGAUGAACUAUCUCAAGAUGGUCGAAAUUACGACGUUUGGUUUGACUACGCCCGUCUAGAAGAAGGCGCAUUAAAGGAUCUUCGAGAGGAGGGUGUAAGUACCGAGGAUGAAGAACAAGCAAUCGGGCGAGUGCGAGAGGUGUACGAACGUGCGGUUGCGCAAGUUCCUCCAGGAGGCGAAAAGCGACACUGGAGACGCUACAUAUUCUUAUGGCUAUAUUAUGCUUUAUUUGAGGAGAUCGAAACAAAGGAUUUCGAACGAGCGCGGCAGAUUUACCAGACAGCAAUCCAGCUUGUACCACAUAAGCGCUUCACAUUUGCGAAGCUUUGGAUACAGUUUGCGCGCUUUGAGCUCCGACGAUUGGAUCUUCCAGCUGCUCGUAAAAUCAUGGGUACAGCCAUUGGGAUGUGUCCGAAGGAGGCACUAUUCAAAGGCUACAUUCAGCUCGAGUUCGAUCUCCGAGAAUUCGAUAGGGUUCGGAAGUUGUAUGAGAAAUACUUGGAGUUCGAUCCAACAAACUCUGCAGCAUGGAUCAAGUAUGCCGAACUGGAGACUCAGUUGGAAGACUUCAGUCGCACUCGUGGUAUCUUCGAACUCGGCGUUGCCCAGCCGCAGCUCUCGAUGCCGGAAAUCCUCUGGAAGGGUUAUAUCGACUUUGAGACUGAGGAAGGAGAGAGAGAGCGGGUCCGUGCACUUUAUGAGCGCCUGAUCAACCUCAGUGGUCAUGUCAAGGUCUGGAUAUCGUAUGCCUUGUUCGAAGUGGAAGCGAUUCCUCUUCCUCGUUCCGAGAGGGAAGAAGAGGACGAGGAGGAAGAGGAAGUCAAAAUGGUGGAAGGUGAUGCUGACCGGGCAAGACAAGUCUUCCAGCGAGGUUACGAUGACCUCAAAGGCAAAGGUCUCAAAAGCGAGCGCGUUGCCUUACUCGAAGUCUGGAAGUCAUUCGAGGAAAAGAAUGGUACAGCGGACGAUAUCACGAAGGUUCAAGGCAUGUUCCCCAUUGUCAGUAAGAAGCGGCGUGUCGACGAGGAGACUGGUCAAGUCGUUGAAGACUGGGACAUGGUCUUCGCUGACGAUGAGCGCGAGGCCCAUCCUACGACAUUCAAAUUCCUCCAGAUGGCACAUGCAUGGUCUCAAGCGAAGAAGUCUGGCCAAACGGUACCACCAUCGGCGCUUCUCUCCGGGGUUCCGCAAGCUCAGCGACCAUCCACGAGCCCUGAAAAGGUUAGUGCCGCUGCACACGACGAUGGCGAUGACGCUAGCAGUGUGGCUAGUUCCAAUGCUCAAGAAAAAGCAAUUUGAUCGUUUUGAUGCAGAUCAUGCAUCAGAGGGAUGAAGCCUGAGAGCGUUCGCAACUCUGUGAGAGGAAUCGUACGUCCAUUCAGCGUCUGUAUCAAACUUGCUGUCAUGAACUUUCAAACCUUUAAGUAUGCCGAUUCCUACCCCCACCCGGUAGAGUAACCAAAUGAAAGAUAACUGGAUUCAU